Molecule: messenger RNA, 1654 nt
Organism: Solea senegalensis (Senegalese sole)
Lineage: Eukaryota; Metazoa; Chordata; Actinopteri; Pleuronectiformes; Soleidae
Gene: hoxd10a
Product: homeobox D10a
Biological process (GO): regulation of transcription by RNA polymerase II
Cellular component (GO): nucleus
Molecular function (GO): RNA polymerase II cis-regulatory region sequence-specific DNA binding; DNA-binding transcription factor activity, RNA polymerase II-specific
Source: RefSeq, a predicted model, not a curated record
AUGUCAGCCUACAAAGGACAUCUCUCUCCUCCAAAGAACUUUACCCCCAAAAUGUCCUUCCCCACUAGCUCUCCUGCGGCAAACACAUUUCUAGUGGACUCGCUCAUUGGCGCGUGCAGGACGGACAGCUUUUACUCCAGCAGCAACAUGUACAUGCCGUCCGGCUCAGAAAUGGGAACUUACGGAAUGCAAACCUGUGGACUCCUGCCGUCUUUCGGCAAAAGAGGGGAGGUCAGCCACCAAAAUAUGGGCAUGAAUGUCCACUCGUACAUACCUCAGAUAGAUAACUGGACUGACCCGAGCAGAGCCUGCAGAAUAGAGCCGUCCACUCAGAUGACAAACUGUUCAUUUUCACAGAGCAUAAAGGAAGAGAGUAACUGCUGCAUGUACUCCGAUAAGAGAGUGCAGAAAGUCAGCGUGACAGAAGUGCCCGCUUACUCUCAUGUGCUCCCCGAGUCCUGUCCCGCAGACGGUCCGGAGAUCCCGGUACCGGGAUAUUUCAGACUGAGCCAAACUUAUGCCAAUGGGAAGCAUCAGGAAAACUACUGCCAUGAGCCGCCGAGUCCGAACCCCACAUUGAUGCAGCUCAGUCGGCUCACCCCGAAGCCGCAGUCCGCCUCCUCCUCCUCUUCAUCGUCCUCUAAUUUUGCAGAGGUGGAAAAGAAAAGUGAAGACGUCCAGCCGCAGGAUUCCGAGACCUCGAGGACUCCGGUCCCCGCGGAAAGUCCGGACCCAAAGUCCGGCUGUGAGGAGAAAAGCUGCACCAUGGACGCGCCUGUGUCCAGCCCUGAGCUGCAGCAGCAGCAGCAGGAAGGGAAAGACUGCAAGAGUGACACGCCGACGAGCAACUGGUUAACAGCCAAGAGUGGCAGAAAGAAAAGAUGCCCCUACACCAAGCACCAGACCCUGGAGUUGGAGAAGGAGUUUCUCUUCAAUAUGUAUCUGACCCGAGAGCGCCGCCUAGAGAUCAGCAGGGGCGUCAACCUCACCGACAGGCAGGUCAAGAUCUGGUUUCAGAACCGCAGGAUGAAACUGAAGAAAAUGAACAGGGAAAACCGCAUCCGUGAACUGACCUCAAACCUCACCUUUUCGUGAGCUCGCAUUUGUCAGUGGUUUCUUUUGUUUUCAUUUUUUUCCCCCUCUUUUUAUUUGUAUGUCUCUCGUAUUCAGUUUGAUGCUUUUGGUGGCAUUGGACGUUCAUCUUUAAUUUCAGCGAAACUGUGACUAUAUAUAUAUAUAUAUAUAUGCCAUUUUAGUACUUUGUGUGGCGUCUCGUGGCCUAUAUAUGUUUUGAUUUUUGGUUUUGUCACAUCAGGGUAACACGUUUUGUUCUUAAAUUAUUGGAGAAGUAGACUUCGUCUCUCCCCUCCUCCUCCUCCUCCUCCUCCUCCUCUGUCCGUGGACAUGGAUUCUAUUCUAUUGUGUCAGGGUGGUGAGUUCGCUUUGUUGAAAGACGUUGCUUUAUUUGAGUCAUGAAAGCACAUUUAUUGUCGUAUAGUGCAGCGUUUGUUUUACAGUGAGUGCCAGACAUUUGCUCUAUGGUGAAGUGUUUCUAUGUGGGCCUUUUAAAGUGGCGGAAAAACGGUGUUGAUCUGUGAAUUUUACUGCAUGUUUGUGGCAUGUAUAUCUUGCAAUAAAUAUGAUUGUCAAAUAA